AUGGCGGAUCGGUUCACCGAUGAUCAGAUCUCCGAGUUCCGGGGGGCUUUUGGCCUCCUCGACCAGGACGGCGAUGGUUACAUCACUACCAAGGACCUUGGGACUCUAAUGAGGACGUUUGGACAGGUCCCUACCGAGUCCGGGCUCCGGAACAUGUUUGACCAGGUCGACGCCAAUCACGAUGGCGCCAUCGAUUUCCAAGACUUCCUCAAGUUCAUGGCUCGAAGGAUGGAGGAGCUCAAGGAAGCUUUCCGGAGCUUCGACCUGGACGGGGAUGGCUUCAUAUCGGCGGAGCAGCUGCACCAGGUCCUAACAACUCUUUGGGGGCAGCUGACUGACGAGGAAGCUGAGGAAUUGAUCCACGCGGCUGACGUGGCUGACCACGGCAAGAUCAACUACGAGGAAUUCCUCAUGUUCAUGACGACCGACUGGCCGGCGGCGGCGGCGCCGUCUGGUCACUCAUGA
Molecule: messenger RNA, 465 nt
Organism: Rhodamnia argentea
Lineage: Eukaryota; Viridiplantae; Streptophyta; Magnoliopsida; Myrtales; Myrtaceae
Product: calmodulin-like
Exons: 2
Coding region: 1-465 (154 amino acids)
Molecular function (GO): calcium ion binding; enzyme regulator activity
Source: RefSeq, a predicted model, not a curated record